AUGCUCCGAUCCUCCUCGCCGCAGACGCUAGACGGCGUCCUGUGGGCCGAGGCCGCCUUCUCGGCCGCCCUCUGCCAGUACUAUGCCCUCCCCAAGAAGGGCAAGCCGCAGGGGCGCGAGUCCACCGUCCUCGCUGCCUUCCUGCUCUCUUCCCCGGAAAACCCACUGAACCCCACCAUCCUAUCCCUCGCCACUGGCACCAAGUGCCUCGGCGCAGCACGCCUCGGACCUCGUGGUGACAUCGUCCACGACGCCCACGCUGAGGUCAUCGCCCGCCGUGCGCUCCUCCGCCUCAUUUAUGCCGAGAUUGGCACAGACAACCCACCAAGUUGGCUGGUUGCCUCUGGCGCUGAUGGGCGGUGGAGGCUCAAGGACGGGCAUCAGCUGCAUCUCUACAUCACGCAGCUCCCCUGUGGGGUCAUGCCGGUGCCGCCAUCACCCUUGGAGGUUCGGAGGGAACAGCUGGAUACCAUGGUGAAUGGAUGCAGUGAUGUUGGUUUCGUUCAGAGGAAGCCUGGGCGUGGUGAUACAACAUUGUCAGUGAGCUGUUUUGACAAAAUUACUCGCUGGUGUGUCGUCGGGAUUCAAGGUGCACUGCUGUCACACAUUCUCGAACCCUUGUAUUUGUCCACAAUUACCAUUGGACAAUCAUCUGAUGGUGCACCUGAAGGGUUUUGUAUUGAAGAUAACGUUGUAAAAGUUCUUGGUGCUCGUUUGUCCUGUCUAUCCAGUAAAUUCCCUGACCCUUUCAAACCGAACAAGCCACUCUUUUUUGAGGCACCUGUUCCCCCUAAAGAAUUUCAACAGACUUCAGGAGAUAUACCGCCUUUGACUUGCGGGUACUCAAUGUGCUGGAAUAAAUCCGGUUUGCAUGAAGUUGUUUUAGGAACAACUGGAAGAAAACAAGGUACAUCUUCAAAGGCAGCAUCCUCACCCUCCACUGAGUCAUUGCUCUGCAAGAUAAGAUUGGCAGAGGCCUUCGUAUCACUUGAACAUCCGUUAGUCACAAAAUUCCGGCAUGAGAAGCUUUCUUAUCGUGCAAUUAAGGAUAUGGCUUGUGAGUACCAGCAGAUGCUUGAGCUUCUUAGGAAGGCUCCGUUUUUUGCCCGGUGGCGUGCUAAGCCAGCAUCGGUUGAUUCAUUUACAGUUCCACGUUGA
Molecule: messenger RNA, 1158 nt
Organism: Triticum turgidum subsp. durum (durum wheat)
Lineage: Eukaryota; Viridiplantae; Streptophyta; Magnoliopsida; Poales; Poaceae
Source: the annotation of a GenBank genome assembly